Lactuca virosa is the source of this 579-nucleotide messenger RNA. Lineage: Eukaryota; Viridiplantae; Streptophyta; Magnoliopsida; Asterales; Asteraceae. The record is from the annotation of a GenBank genome assembly.
AUGGAAGAUGGAAGGCAGGGAAAAGUAAAACUAGAAAACCCGUGUUCAAAGAACAACGAAAUUAAUAGUAGCAGUAAUAAUAACAACAAAGAACAAGACAGGUUCUUGCCGAUAGCAAAUGUUGGCCGCAUCAUGAAAAAAGUGAUCCCGGCAAACGGGAAAAUCUCAAAAGACGCAAAAGAAACCGUCCAAGAAUGCGUCUCAGAAUUCAUCAGCUUCAUCACGGGGGAAGCCUCAGAUAAAUGCCAACAAGAGAAGCGGAAGACGAUCAAUGGUGAUGACAUUAUAUGGGCGAUCACGACAUUAGGGUUUGAGGAAUACGUAGAUCCGCUCCAAAAGUAUCUUCUCAAGUAUCGAGACUUGGAAGGAGAUAAGGGGAACAAUAACGGGCCUAAACAACAUCAUCAACAACAACAGCAACAACAACAUAAUACAACAAACAGUUUGCCAUAUGAAAGCGUCUAUUCUUCUUCUGCGGCAAGCAUCAUUUCUCAAUCAUAUGGUUUGCCGUUUUCUCCAAGUUCAAUUCAGACACAAAUACAUCCACAAGAAAGCAUUGAUUCUGUUGGACAUUGGUAA